Molecule: messenger RNA, 873 nt
Organism: Suillus fuscotomentosus
Lineage: Eukaryota; Fungi; Basidiomycota; Agaricomycetes; Boletales; Suillaceae
Exons: 5
Coding region: 1-873 (290 amino acids)
Source: RefSeq, a predicted model, not a curated record
AUGAGUUCUCGCAAGUACUGGGUAGUAUUUGGGGGUAUAUCUCCAGGAAUAUAUGACAAACAACCUUUCACUGCCUACAGUGGAUCCGACACUCACUACUUUCCCUUGGUAAUUCACUGUCAGACCAACACUCAAGCAGAAAAACUGUUUUCUCUUCACGAUCUCGUAUGUUCCGUGCCAACAGAAGAUGCUAUAGUUGUCGCACGCGCAUUUAUGGACUCUGAUGCUGCACAAGGUGUGCUUCAGAAGGAACGUCGGGAGGGCACACUUCAGGGCUUCUAUGGAAUUGCAUCUGCUUCUAGGAAAGAUUGCCACCAACUGGUGUCUGGAUAUUGCAGUCCGAUGUACAAGAAAUUCGAAACUUUUGCGGACGCUGUCGCUUGGAUGAUCAUGAAAGGAAAGUGUAUUGAUGGCAGACCCAUUGGCGGCAAGAUAGGUCUCAUGAAAGAGAAGGUUGUAGAGUCACCUGUUGUCGAGGUAUCAAAUCUCUCCCUCGACCCUCCAAAGAGGCUUCUUUCAACUGUCAGUUCGAUCUUGGGUGAAUCUUCCGCCCCUCACAAUCGCCCAUCUCUCGCUACAUCCUCGAAUGCACCAGUGCGGGUGUACCAGUACAUGCGGGAAUUGAGCGGUAUUCAAUCAACACUCUAUAGCCCACCUCCUGCUGACGAUACACCCCUCCGAUCUUUUGGCGAUAUACCUGAUAGCUAUCUUGAGGCCCAUGGUUAUUCUUCUCGUGCCCUCCUCUGCAUUCAGCAUGCCCUGGAUGUUAGUAUGUCUGGGCAACAGUUUGUCAAUAAUCUGUCAAGUAGAGGCCUUCCUGUUGCAGAGGCUCGGUGGUUGUGGCUUAUCGUCACUGGAGACAACGAAUCCUAA